Messenger RNA from Astyanax mexicanus (Mexican tetra), 802 nucleotides. RefSeq names its product neurogranin (protein kinase C substrate, RC3) a (gene nrgna). Gene Ontology annotation, biological process: regulation of growth. Lineage: Eukaryota; Metazoa; Chordata; Actinopteri; Characiformes; Acestrorhamphidae. Gene Ontology annotation, molecular function: calmodulin binding. The transcript has 3 exons. The record is from RefSeq and is a predicted model, not a curated record. Bases 133 to 315 code for a protein of 60 amino acids.
ACUGAGUGUGGAGAGCAGCAGCAGAGCCAUCAGAGAGCAGGAGCAGCUUUAUUCACUACAGCUCUCACCUGAGCACGAGUUCACUCCAUCUCUCACACCUUCAUCUCCAGCAUACCUUCUCCCCACGACGCCAUGGACUGUCGAAAAGAGGGGUGCAGUCAGCCACAGGAAGAGGAUAUCAUGGACAUCCCUCUGGAUGACCCAGCAGCCAACAAGGCUGCUACUAAGAUUCAGGCAGGCUUUCGGGGCCACAUGACCAGGAAGAAGAUGAAGGAUGACAAGCCCAGAGAAGAGAAACAACGAGAGCAGAAGUAGCUUCAGAGGACGUCCCACCGCCACUGCUGCCGCCCUGAUGGUUUUUCGUUCCCUGAGCAUGGCGGAGCACACACAUCACUGCAAUAACCAGAGGUCUUUUGUUGAAGAGAAAAAAAAAACUUCAGUGUAUGAUAUAUAUACAAGUGUAAACUUAGGGGAAACAAAAGUCUGCCCUCAGAUCAACGGCCUUUCACUCCUCCUCUGCUUCGGAUAGAGUCUGGACGUUAGUCUGUGGCACACAAUAGCCGUUCAGCAUGUUAAAUAGCUUCUGUGGAAAGUCAGUUUUAUUUUCCAGUGUUUUUUUAGAUGAUAAAAUUAUUUGUGGUUAACUGAAGGGAAUUUGUUCAUUUUAUGUCUUUUUUUCUCUGCUCACUUCCCUGGCUGUUCUUACAAUAUGGAAGUAUGCAUUUAUUACAAAACGGGCUAUUGCCUUUUCUAGUGUGACUUCUUUUGUUUCUGCUUGUUUAAUAAAGCAAAAUGGGUUGGA